GAACCGCUGUUAAACCACGAAGAAGAAACGUACCAGGAAACGCUGUACAGCGUUGCUUGUAGCACAAAUUUACAGCCAAACACCCCUGUUUGGGUAGGCCAUGGCGUUUGUCUGUAGAAAUGCUGCCGCACUACUGAAAACGAGCCGCGCUGCACCCACCUUGGUCUCGGCCGCCGCCCGUCUGUGCAGCUCGGGUGUCCAAUAUGAGUAUAUUAUGGUGGAGAAGCGAGGGGAGAAGAAGAAUGUGGGUUUCAUCCAGUUGAAUCGACCUAAAGCUCUUAAUGCGCUAUGUGACGGCUUGAUGAAGGAGAUGGGUGAGGCCUUGGACGCCCUUGAGAGCGACAGAGACGUGGGGGCCAUCGUCAUCACCGGCAGCGACAGAGCGUUUGCAGCUGGAGCAGACAUAAAAGAAAUGCAGAAUCAAACUUUCCAGAAGUGUUUCAGUGGGAACUUUCUGGCUCAUUGGAACAGAGUGUCCACUGUGAAGAAGCCCGUGAUUGCUGCGGUCAAUGGAUUUGCUUUGGGAGGAGGCUGCGAGUUGGCGAUGAUGUGUGACAUCAUCUAUGCUGGAGAGAAGGCACAAUUUGGCCAACCAGAGAUCCUGCUGGGGACAAUCCCUGGGGCUGGCGGUACCCAGCGUCUGACCCGUGCGGUGGGCAAGUCUCUGGCAAUGGAAAUGGUGCUGACCGGAGAUAAAAUUAAUGCCCAAGAAGCCAAGCAGUCAGGUUUGGUGAGUAAAAUUUUCCCCGUGGACCAGCUGGUGUCCGAAGCGGUAAAAUGCGGCGAGAAAAUUGCUGCUAAUUCCAAACUGGUGUCCGCCAUGGCCAAAGAGGCAGUUAAUGCAGCCUUUGAGAUGACUUUGGCCGAGGGGAAUCAUAUGGAAAAGCGUUUAUUCCACGCAACGUUUGCAACGGAUGAUCGCAAGGAGGGCAUGACUGCAUUUGUGGAGAAGAGAAAGGCCAAUUUUCAGGACAAGUGAUCUGCUAAUCAAGUUGAAUGAUAGCAAUGGAAUGUGGAAGAUGUUUUGCCUCGCUGCCUAGCAUUUGCCCAGUGGAAUUUUUACCCAGCCAAUCAGUGAACAAAUAUGAUAUUCCAAUAAUAUACUGUACCAUCAUGAAAUACAAUCAUGAAUGAACAAAGCAAGCCAGUCUUGUGCAUACUGCAAAAAGGGACAA
Hippocampus comes (tiger tail seahorse) is the source of this 1175-nucleotide messenger RNA. RefSeq names its product enoyl CoA hydratase, short chain, 1, mitochondrial (gene echs1). Gene Ontology annotation, biological process: fatty acid beta-oxidation. Gene Ontology annotation, molecular function: catalytic activity. The transcript is spliced from 8 exons. Lineage: Eukaryota; Metazoa; Chordata; Actinopteri; Syngnathiformes; Syngnathidae. Gene Ontology annotation, cellular component: mitochondrion. The record is from RefSeq and is a predicted model, not a curated record. Bases 101 to 979 code for a protein of 292 amino acids.